AUGAUGUUCCCCAACUUCGCUGCUGGCCUCGUCGCCGCUCUUUCUAUCUCCGGUGUUAACGCUGGUCUUUGCCGUCCUAGCUCGCAGACUAGCUCGGUGGUUUCGUCUGGUAGCACUACAGCUAAGACUGCAUCUGAGACUUCAGCCACCCAGACCGUCGUUGGUACCACGAGUGUCGAGAACGGUUCUGAGACCACCACCAGUGUUGAGUCUGGCUCCGAGACUACUACUGCCGAGACAGGCUCUGAGACAACCAGCGUUGCGAUUGUCUCUGACACCACCACUGCUCAGACAUCUUUCGCCACUACUACCGUCAUCACCACCUCUGGUAUCGAUAUCACCACCGACGUGACCACCUUCAUCACCCUGACCGCCACCGACACAACCACUUCUGAACUCGCUACUACUUCUGCUUUCGUUCCCGCUGAUUUAUUCCCCUGCGUCACCAGCGACGACUGCGCUGCCUUCAUUCAGCUCUGCGAUGCCUACCGCUGCGGCUGCAUCAACCGUAACUGCGAGCGCCUGACCGACACUACCGCCACUGCUGAGCCUACUACUACUGCGGCUGCUGAAGAGACUACCACUGCUGCUGUCGACGAGGAAACCACCACCACUCAAGCUGAAGAGGCUGCUACCACCACUCAAGCUGAGGAGGUGGUCGCCACUACUCAGCCACCUGCUCGUCGUCGUGCUCUCGCUAGCCCUGUUCCCCAGGGUGCGCACUACUGCGAUGUUAACCAGGACUGCGAUGAGAAGACCGACAUCGAUGGAUACAGCUGCGAGACGUAUGAGUGUACCUGCCUCGAGAACUCUUGCGUUGCUCAGAUGCCCGACUUCUAA
Molecule: messenger RNA, 840 nt
Organism: Fusarium redolens
Lineage: Eukaryota; Fungi; Ascomycota; Sordariomycetes; Hypocreales; Nectriaceae
Exons: 1
Coding region: 1-840 (279 amino acids)
Source: RefSeq, a predicted model, not a curated record